This is a messenger RNA of Histoplasma mississippiense, 1365 nucleotides long. RefSeq lists its product as hypothetical. Bases 1 to 1365 code for a protein of 454 amino acids. The record is from RefSeq and is a predicted model, not a curated record. NCBI's taxonomy places the organism in Eukaryota, Fungi, Ascomycota, Eurotiomycetes, Onygenales, Ajellomycetaceae. The transcript has 4 exons.
AUGAUGUUUACGGCAACUAAAUUGCAGACCGCAACCUACUUGUUGGGUGUUUGCCUUUUCUCGAUCUCCUUCCUCGUGUUUUUGAACUCGUCGAUAUCUUUCGUGGUUACGGACCUAAUCAAGCUCCCAACCGGUGAAGGUGAUGCUAUUGGCUAUCUGAUUAUCGCCCUGGCGCUGGCUCUGUUUGUGCAAGCCAAAAAUGUUUACCCCGAGCUCCUUCUAGGCAGGCUUUUGUUCAGCCUCGGUGGGCGACAUUUCCAUGUUCAAAAACAUGCGAAAAACGGCCAGAGAAGGAUUCCACCUCAUAUUUGGCAGGCGUCGUUGGAAUGCUUACAGGGUUGUGGCGCCGUGGUUGCCUUGCUGGUUUUCCUGCCUCUUCCGGCGUGGUUUGAGAAAUCGGGGCGGUCGCCCACUCAGUCCAUCAAACUGAGCUACUAUGUGGUCGCUCUGCUCUCACUUGUUAUUUCCGCGUUUAACGCAUCAUUCCUGCUCGGCUUUAAACAACCCGGAAUAGGACUCGCAUACUUGGGCGGAUUUGUUGCUCGAGCCUCAACCGUUGGAAUUUCCUUAUUUAUUCCUCUAUAUGUGAACCGAUAUUAUAAGUAUUCUGGUCUUUGUGAUAAAGACGUCCCGGGUAGCCCACUCCACAUAUUAGAAACUGGCCUGGGUGAGAUCAAAAAAUCAUGUCCCAAGGCCUACAUUGUUGCUUCAAUGUUGACGGGUGUCGCGCAACUUACCGCCCUCUGCUUCGCACCAAUCUUUGGUUAUUUCUCAGCUAGAUCAAAACGACACAAUGUCCCCCUUCUCUCCGCUGCUCUGGCCGGAAUAAUUGGGUAUAUUUUCCUAACCCUCCUGCCAACCCCCCAGAUACGCGGCCCGGAGGGGAGUCCAGUCAUAUUCGCCGCCAUGGCCUUGGUCGGGAUCAGCCAGAUCGGGUCGAUCGUCUGCAGCCUUGCAGGUCUCAGUGCCCAUGUCCUUGGACCAGACCAUUACCAAGAAGCAAUUUCAUGCCAUCAUGAGCCGGAUGGACGACAAACAAAUUCAACCGACCACGCUGCGUCAGAAAACUUCAUAGACACCAGAGACCAUGUUUCAGAUGAGGGCUCUGCCCUUCUCCCAAAAUCUAUGUCACCACCAUCAGCAAACGGCAACAACUUAGUCCACCUCAAGGGUUCGGUUGCCGGAAUGUAUUCGCUAUGCGGUGGAGCGGGUAUUCUACUCCUCACAAAAGUUGGAGGUCUCCUCUCAGAUAAAAUUUCUCCAAAGUCACCAUUCUACCUCCUUGCCGGCUUCAAUGGGCUGCUGUUGAUAUUUGGUGUUGUAAUCAGCGUGUUGCAGGGAUGGAAUCACAGGAAGAACACAUAG